AUGCCAAAUUCGAUCGAUAAAACUAUUAAACGUAAUCAUAUUCCACCGAUUAAAAAUAAUUUAUCAGAACAAAUAAAAAUUUUUCAAGAUUCUAUAAAAACCAAUCAAACAAAUAUGAAUAAACCGAAUAUAUUGUCAACAUCCGAAGAUCAUAAAUCUCUUCCUCAAAAAAUAUCAACAACAACUAAUGAUACAUCUCAUUCAACAGUUACAACAACAACAACAACAACAACUACUACUACAACAAAGACCAUUAAUCCGACUGAUAGUCAUAAUUUAGUUGGAUGUAUGUGUCCAUUUUGCAAUGAAAUCUAUCAAAUGACUUGCCAUCGACCAAUUAGUGAAAUGUCAUGUGGUCAUAUUAUUUGUUAUCAAUGUUUUGUUCUUAAUACAAAUCAAUUCGGUUGUGUACAAUGUAAAAAAUCUUCAGAAAAAAAUAAUGCUAACAUUAAAUUAUCAUCUGUUACAACUGUGCCAUCGGAUAAUAAGAAUACAUUUCAGCAAGUAGUUAAUGAAAAAUUUGAAAAUCAUUCAUCGAAUUAUGAACAUCAAAUUCUCAAUAUUUUUCAUGAAGUUUUUGGACUAUCAGAAUUUCGACAUAAUCAAUGGGAAGCAAUUAAUGCUGCUCUUCAACAUCAUGAUUGUUUUAUACUUAUGCCAACAGGUGGUGGUAAAUCUUUAUGUUAUCAAUUACCAGCUGUUAUUGAUACUGGUGUUACAUUUGUUAUUGCACCAUUACGUUCACUUAUAUUUGACCAAAAACAACGAUUAACUUCAUUAAAUAUAUCAUGUACAGCUUUAACAGGAAAUAUAUCACAAGAAGAAACUGAUGAAAUCUAUCGUGAAUUAUAUAAAGAUUUACCUGUAUAUAAAAUUGUUUUUAUUACACCGGAAAAAAUUUCUAUGAGUGAUCAAUUGAAUACUGUUCUUCGAGAUUUAUAUAAUCGUCAACUUUUAGCACGAUUUGUUAUUGAUGAAUGUCAUUGUGUUUCAGAAUGGGGUCAUGAUUUUCGUCGUGAUUAUUCACAACUUGGUCAAUUACGACUUAAUUAUCCAAAAAUAAAUAUAACAUUAUUAACAGCAACAGCAACAUUACGUGUACAACAAGAUAUUCUUCAACAACUUAAUAUAACUGAAAAUUACAAAUUAUUUACUCAAUCAUUUAAUCGAUCAAAUCUUAUAUAUGAAUGUAUAUCAAAAGAAAAUAAUGAUCUAGCACUUAGUCAAAUAGCAAAUUUAAUUAAAAUAAAUUAUCAAAAUCAAUGUGGUAUUAUUUAUUGUUUUUCACGUGCUGAAUGUGAUCGAGCAGCUCAAUAUUUAUUAGCUCAUAAUAUUCAUGCACUUUCUUAUCAUGCUGGUUUAAAUGAUUCAUUACGACAAACAAUACAUAUGAGAUGGAUUAAUGAUGAAUGUCAAGUUAUUUGUGCAACCGUAGCAUUUGGUAUGGGUAUUGAUAAAAAUAAUGUUCGUUUUGUUAUUCAUUUUUCUAUGCCACAAUCAAUUGAGGGUUAUUAUCAAGAAUCAGGUCGAGCUGGACGUGAUGGUGAAAUUGCUAAUUGUCAUCUUUUUUAUUGUUAUGAAGAUUUUCUUAAAAUGAAACGACUUAUAUUAUGUAUGAAAUAA
Molecule: messenger RNA, 1623 nt
Organism: Rotaria sordida
Lineage: Eukaryota; Metazoa; Rotifera; Eurotatoria; Philodinida; Philodinidae
Source: the annotation of a GenBank genome assembly